AUGUUUCGGAUGUUGGCAUACGACGUGUCAGUAGAUGCUACUGAUGAGUAUAUUAAAAUAGGUGAAUCUACCAUCGUUGAAAGUUUGAAGAGAUUUUGUCAUGCCGUUGUCGAAAUAAUUGCUGAGCAAUAUCUAAGAUCACCCACUGCGAAUGACAUUGAGAGACUAUUCCAUGUUAAUAAACAACGUGAUUUUCUCGAAAUGUUGGGCAGUCUAUAUUGUAUGCAUUGGAAGUGGAAAAAUUGUCCAACCGCAUGGGCAGGACAAUAUACAGGUCGUAGUGGAUCCCCAACUAUUAUCCUCGAAACUGUAGCUAAUUAUGAUCUUUGGAUAUGGCAUGCAUAUUUUGGACUUCCUGGUUCGAACAACGAUAUCAACGUUUUGGAGAGAUCUCAUCUUUUCGCAAACCUUGCUCAAGGUAUUGUUCCUCCAGCUCAAUACAUCAUUCAAGGAAGAUAA
This is a messenger RNA of Olea europaea var. sylvestris, 459 nucleotides long. RefSeq lists its product as uncharacterized. The record is from RefSeq and is a predicted model, not a curated record. The coding region runs from base 1 to 459 and encodes 152 amino acids. The transcript has a single exon. Lineage: Eukaryota; Viridiplantae; Streptophyta; Magnoliopsida; Lamiales; Oleaceae.